Messenger RNA from Mucor mucedo, 828 nucleotides. RefSeq lists its product as uncharacterized. NCBI's taxonomy places the organism in Eukaryota, Fungi, Mucoromycota, Mucoromycetes, Mucorales, Mucoraceae. The coding region runs from base 1 to 828 and encodes 275 amino acids. The transcript has 3 exons. The record is from RefSeq and is a predicted model, not a curated record.
AUGACAGAUUGCGCGAUACCCUAUCUGUUUGUAAAGGACGUUGAGGUCUUCUCCAAGAUACCCAACUUGUAUGAAAACCUCCAAGUAUUAGCAGAUGACUGGUUAUCUGAAUUCGAUACAGAUUUCAAGGUAUAUUUCGGAAUCUUUUACAAUACCACUGGCAAAAACGAAAUUCGUAAUAUGCAUCAAAAAGACAAUUAUACACGCCAUAUUGUUUUGAAUUGUGACAGAAAAACACGCCUUGUUGAUUGUCCAAAGAAAAACGCGAUUAAGACCCUUGGACCAAAUUUAAAAGCAUUGGAUUUUGAUGCUGGCUCACAAGGCGAUGCGAUCAUACCUUUAGAUGCAGAUAUUAAAAAUUCGGUUGAGGAUAAUCUGUUUGAUCUUAUUUCGGAUUAUUGUCCCCGUUUAGAUACAUUGUGGGACGAAUCCAAUUCAAGAAUUGCAGAUUUGAUGAAGAUUACCUGUGUCAGCUGUCUAGCCGCUGUUACACCACCUUUUUCUUAUUCGUCUGAUGUGGAGCACAGACCUCGAUCCCGACGACAAAGAAAAGUUAUUACUAAAGUAACAAAGAGAAAGGCUACAUCUGUCUUUUAUAAAGUCUCUACAAAUAAACUACUGGUUGGGUCUUCGUUCUUAGAAUUUGAAGCUUCCAAGGAUGAUUAUAUGGCCCACACUAUUGAUAUACGUUGUUUUGAUAUCAAAAAGUUGGCUAUCAGAACAUCAUUCAUGCAAUUUCUUCUUCUCACAGAUGAACCGCCCAUCAAUUGUGACGACAAAAGUUAUAUGGACUCACCUGAUUUUAGUUUGUUCUAUUCAGACUCUUAG